Molecule: messenger RNA, 459 nt
Organism: Rotaria sp. Silwood1
Lineage: Eukaryota; Metazoa; Rotifera; Eurotatoria; Philodinida; Philodinidae
Source: the annotation of a GenBank genome assembly
AUGCAACGAUCUUGCACACCACCUCUACAUAUCCAUCUCGAACAAAGAGAAUUCUUCACUCUUAUACAAGGUUACCUAGCCUAUCAAAUAGGUGAUCAAGUAUAUUCAUGUGAUACUCACACAUGUCCACGACCUCUUAUUGUACCACCUCUUAUACCACACACAUUUUGGAUGAAUGACAAUAAAGAAGAUCUCAUUGUACGUGUUCGUGUCGAACCAGCGAACAAAUGCAACGGCCUUCGACAAGGAUUUUUUGAAAAUUUCGCUGGCAUUACUCGCGAUCAACAUAUAUCUAUAUGGCAAAUAUUUGUACUUUUCGAAAAUGCACAAACCUAUCCAGCAUCGUUAUCAUUACCUUUCAUGAAAAUAAUAGUAAAAAUAGGUGCUCUCAUUGGUCGAUUGCUUGGCUAUAAAAUAGAAUAUGAAGAGUAUACAACAAUGGAAGAUGAUUUUAAUUAA